GCCUCAUGUCUGACCCUGGUGUUUUCCUCCACAUGGCUCUGCAUGGCGUGCGGCCCUCUCCCCAGGAAACUCUCUCGACCCAGAGCAAUUCUUUGCUGUUUCAAGGAAGCAAACGGGAUGAAAGUCCAGGGUUGGAACUUCCUCCCAGUUGUGUUUGACAAGGACUGACGUACUCUAGGCCCACUGGCCCUUUGAAAUCCGAAGUCCAAGACACACCCAACCUUGACUGCCAAGUCCAGAGCGCUGGAGCCGAAGGUAAAAGGGCAGAAGCAAACACCAUUGCAACAUGAGGGACCCACUGUCAGAGUGUUCGGUAGGAACCUGGAUGAGGACAUCGCUUUAGCUCCUUCCUCCGUUUGAUACUCUGCUAGCACUGUACAUCAGAAAGAUUGUCAGGGCCCACAAGGCGUUCAUCUAUGCAACCAGGCCUGCUGCAAGGAAGGCACUCAGUAAGUUAUAAUAAAGUGUACAAGAACCUAAAGGAGUUUUCUCAAAAUGGAGAGAAUUUCUGCAAGCAAGUCACAUCCAUUCUUCAGCAAAGGGCCAACCUGGAGAUUAGCUAUGCCAAAGGACUUCAGAAACUGGCAAUUAAGCUGAGCAAAGCAUUACAGAGUACAAAGAAAAACUGUCUCGGCAGUGCCUGGGCCUGGGCCUCGGAGGGCAUGAAGGCCACAGCGGAUCUGCAUCAAAAACUCGGCAAAGCAAUUCAGUUGGAAGCAAUAAAACCAACUCAUCAAGUCCUGACUGCACAAGAGAAGAAGAGAAAAUCACUUGAUAAUGAAGUUGAAAAGACAGCAAAUCUUGUCAUUAGCAACUGGAAUCAGCAAAUAAAGGCCAAGAAAAAAUUAAUGAUGAGUACCAAGAAGCAUGAAGCACUUUUCCAUCUUGUAGAAAGCUCCAAGCAAUCUGUGACUAAGAAGGAAAGGCAGAAGCUCCUCAAUAAACUGGAAAAAUCUGCUGAGAAGUUGGCAAAGGAAGACGAAAAUUACUAUCAAAAAAACAUGACUGGCUAUUCUACCAGACUGAAAUGGGAAAACACACUAGAAAACUGUUACCAGAGCAUUCUGGAGCUGGAAAAGGAAAGAAUUCAACUUUUAUGCAAUAACUUAAACCAAUACAACCACCAUAUUUCUGGUUUUGGUCAAGCAUUGACCACAUGCCACAUCCAGAUUCAUUGUGCCAUCAGCAAGAUAGACAUCGAAAAAGAUAUCCAGUCUUUAAUGGAAGAAACUGCAAUUUCAUCUACAGAAAAAAAAUCUGAGUUCCUCUUAACUGAUUACUUUGAGGAAGAGUCUAACACUGCAAUGGAUAAAGAAAGACGAAAAUCUUCAAUAAAAUCAAAAUUGGUGAGACUGCAAAGAGAUAUUGAAAAAGCCUCCAGAGACAAGGAAGGCCUGGAUCGAAUGCUUAACACAUACUCCAGCUGCUCCUCAUUCUCCGAUGCAAAACGACAGAAAGACAUGGCAGUGCUAAUGGAAGAGACCAGCUUGAGACUAGAUCUUUUGCAAGCAAACUUCUAUAAACUGUCAUCAGUAUUAGCAGAACUGGAGCAAAGACCUAAACCCAGUCAUCCCUGUAGCAUCUGCAUCUUCAAGUGGAAAGAAAAGGAACAGACACAUACUUAUGUAAAACUAUCUCGGCCUUUCAUGAAGAAGAGAUUAGAAAAUGUUCUAAGCAAGACAACUGGCGGGCAGAGCAAUCCAAGUUCUUCAUCUUUAGCCUCCGGUGUGGUCCAACUUGGCAAUAGUCUUUGCAAGGCCUUAUAUUCUUUUCAAGCCAGGCAAGAUGAUGAAUUGAAUUUGGAAAAAGGUGACAUUGUGACUAUACAUGAGAAAAAAGGAGAAGGAUGGUGGUUUGGAUCUUUAAAUGGAAAGAGAGGACAUUUUCCUGCUGCCUAUGUGGAGGAGCUGCCUUCAGAUACUGGGAACAUGGCAUAAAAGACAUAAAAUGAGACUGAACACACCACCUUAGACACUCUGUAACCAUAAAAUGUGGUGCAAAUAAAGAUAAAAUGAUGUUA
Choloepus didactylus (southern two-toed sloth) is the source of this 2020-nucleotide messenger RNA. RefSeq names its product nitric oxide synthase trafficking (gene NOSTRIN). Gene Ontology annotation, molecular function: protein binding. Gene Ontology annotation, biological process: signal transduction. The transcript is spliced from 18 exons. NCBI's taxonomy places the organism in Eukaryota, Metazoa, Chordata, Mammalia, Pilosa, Megalonychidae. Bases 417 to 1937 code for a protein of 506 amino acids. The record is from RefSeq and is a predicted model, not a curated record. Gene Ontology annotation, cellular component: cytoplasm; plasma membrane.